Messenger RNA from Triticum turgidum subsp. durum (durum wheat), 504 nucleotides. The record is from the annotation of a GenBank genome assembly. NCBI's taxonomy places the organism in Eukaryota, Viridiplantae, Streptophyta, Magnoliopsida, Poales, Poaceae.
AUGGACGCCGCCGAGCAGCUGCCAGCGCCGGCCGCGCCGCCGACGCGCGCGCUGGUGCACGCGCAGCCGCCGGUCCACCCCUGGUCGACGGGCCUGUUCGAUUGCGCCGAGGACCCCGGGAACUGCUGGAUGACGUGCUUCUGCCCGUGCGUCACCUUCGGGCUGGUGGCGGAGAUCGUGGACCGCGGCUCCCUCUCCAGCGGCGCGAGCGCGGCGCUGUACAUGCUGAUCGGGAUGGUCACCUCCUGGUGGUUCCCGCCCGUCUACACCUGCUUCUACCGCACCAAGAUGCGCGCGCAGUACGGCCUCCAGGAGGCCCCCUACCCGGACCUCUGCGUCCACUGCUUCUGCGAGUUCUGCGCCCUCUGCCAGGAGUACCGCGAGCUCCACAACCGCGGCUUCGUCAUGGACAUCGGAUGGCACGCCAACAUGGAGCUGCAGCAGCGCGGCGGCGUGGCGGCGACCGUGCCGCCCGCCAUGCACGUAGAUGGGAUGACGCGCUGA